Jaculus jaculus (lesser Egyptian jerboa) is the source of this 2565-nucleotide messenger RNA. RefSeq names its product transcription elongation factor A1 (gene Tcea1). Gene Ontology annotation, biological process: positive regulation of transcription by RNA polymerase II; DNA-templated transcription; transcription elongation by RNA polymerase II. Gene Ontology annotation, cellular component: nucleus. The transcript is spliced from 10 exons. Gene Ontology annotation, molecular function: nucleic acid binding; zinc ion binding. Bases 164 to 1069 code for a protein of 301 amino acids. The record is from RefSeq and is a predicted model, not a curated record. NCBI's taxonomy places the organism in Eukaryota, Metazoa, Chordata, Mammalia, Rodentia, Dipodidae.
GGGAGGAGCCGCCGCCGGCCUGGUUUGUGCGGAAGGGCCUAGUCGCCGGCCUCCUGUUGUGGGGUCUCGGUACGACGAGCAUCGCUCUCUGCCGUCCUUCGACACCAGCUCAGCCCACUUCCCGUCCCCGGCGGACUGGGCCAGCGGAAGACCCGCCGGAGCCAUGGAGGACGAGGUGGUUCGCAUCGCCAAGAAGAUGGACAAGAUGGUGCAGAAGAAGAACGCGACUGGAGCAUUGGACUUGCUGAAAGAGCUUAAGAAUAUUCCCAUGACCCUCGAAUUAUUACAGUCUACAAGAAUUGGGAUGUCAGUUAAUGCCAUUCGCAAGCAGAGUACAGAAGAAGAAGUUACAUCUUUAGCAAAAUCUCUCAUCAAAUCCUGGAAAAAACUAUUAGAUGGACCAUCAACUGAUAAAGACCCUGAAGAAAAGAAAAAAGAGCCUGUAAUUUCAUCGCAGAAUAGCCCUGAAGCAAGAGAAGAAAGUAGUUCCAGUGGCAACGUAAGCAGCAGAAAGGAUGAGGCAAAUGCUCGUGAUAUUUAUGUUUCGUCUUUUCCUCGGGCACCAAGCACUUCCGAUUCUGUACGAUUAAAGUGUCGGGAGAUGCUUGCUGCAGCUCUCCGAACAGGAGAUGACUAUGUUGCUAUUGGGGCUGAUGAAGAAGAACUAGGAUCCCAGAUUGAAGAAGCUAUAUAUCAAGAAAUAAGGAAUACAGACAUGAAAUACAAGAACAGAGUACGAAGCAGGAUAUCAAAUCUUAAAGAUGCAAAGAAUCCAAAUUUAAGGAAAAAUGUACUAUGUGGGAAUAUUCCCCCUGACCUGUUUGCUAGAAUGACAGCAGAGGAAAUGGCUAGUGAUGAGCUCAAAGAAAUGCGGAAAAACUUGACCAAAGAGGCCAUCAGAGAGCAUCAGAUGGCCAAGACAGGUGGAACUCAAACUGACUUAUUUACCUGUGGCAAAUGUAAAAAGAAGAAUUGUACUUACACACAGGUGCAAACUCGUAGUGCUGAUGAACCAAUGACAACCUUUGUUGUCUGUAAUGAAUGUGGAAAUCGAUGGAAGUUCUGUUGAGUUGGAAGAAUUGACAAAAUAUCUGGACCAUUAAGAGAAUGGAUUUUGUAAUUAGCUUUAAAACUAGGCUAAGUAACUAGUUUCCUGCAAGUCAUAUUUUUAAAACCACAUACAUCCAUGGAUUAGUCUUUGUUUUUCACCUAACAUCCUUCCUUAAAUGCCUUCUGGAGUUUCUGUAGUAAGUAAGGCCAGACUAUACCUAUAUAUCUGUUUCAAAAAUUUUAUUUUUCAUUUUUAUAAGUAAGUUGAUGCUGAACUUUUAUCAACUAAACUUUUGGCAAUUUUAAUGUUUCUUUUUAAGGGAAAUACUAACUUUUUUACUGUCUGAAACACAGUUGAAAUUCUGUUUCUCUGUUAAUACAUAAAUAAAAAUUAUAUUUCUCAUUGGCAUGUACCUACAAAUAUUAAAGGAGGACAAAAAAGGUAAUAUAAUUUUAGAUUUGCCAAAUAUAUGUAUUCAAGUAAUACUUGACCAGCUCAUCAAAAUUGUACAUAAUAUUUGAACUCAUGUAUAAGUUUGAUUUUAUUAUGUUCAUAAGCCUAGCAAAACUAGAUACUCUUUUACAUCUGUAACUAACCAUGAUUAUCAUUUGUUGUAUUUCUCUUACAUGUAUAUUACUUGAUUUUAAUAGAUUUCACUUUUGGGAACAUGACUUUGUUGAAAUCAGUUUGGUUUUGUUGUUUAUUUCUAUUUGACAUUGCAGUGUAUUUUAGUUUUGCAGAAGCAUCCACAUAGUUUGCUAAGCUUUUCAUAUAAAUCCCUUCACAAGCAAAGAACGAACAAUUCUGAUGAAUUCCCCCUCAUGGGAAGAAAAUGUUUGCAUCGUAGUAUAUAUAGUUUAGCUAUUGUAAAUAGUUCAUGACUUGACUUUGACUUGAAAAUCUUUUGCUGACCAAGGAUUUAGCCUAAGAACUGUAUAAGUCAUUAAUGCUGUGGUCUUUCCAUGUGGAGGUUAAUAGAAGAAAAUGUUGUUCUGAAUCUUGUGCUGACUUUUUCUGUUGUAUGGUGACAAAUUGUUGAACCAUCUGAAAAUGUGAUUUGUAGCAAGUAGUUUUGCAAUACAGAUUUUACAGUUAUGUGUACCAUUUGUUCUGUUAGGAAUAAGAAGCAGUGGGUUUCUCAUUAUUUUUUUCCUCUCGUAGUUUUCUUGAUAUAGCUAUUAUAACAUAAAUUAAAGGUCAGCAUUGCCAAGACUACAGUUUUCACAUUGGAUCUCCAUCCUAUUGGACACCUACCAAAAGAUCUACAUGCUUGUACUCUCCUUUGUUCUCCUCUUCAGUUUCUGCAAAUCAUUUUGACAUAAUACAGAAAACAAUAUUUAAAUUUGAUUGGUACCAACCUCCCUUUACUUUGUCAGGGUUUAUCCAUCAUUUUAAAAACAAAGUACAAUUCUGAAAGAACUCAUUUAAGAAUAAGAAAACUAAAAUAGUCCCACUUUUAAAUUAAGUGAUCCAUUUUAAAAUUUGCAAUCCAAUAAAGUUCUUUGUUAAGUGUA